Molecule: messenger RNA, 1808 nt
Organism: Cornus florida
Lineage: Eukaryota; Viridiplantae; Streptophyta; Magnoliopsida; Cornales; Cornaceae
Product: benzaldehyde dehydrogenase, mitochondrial-like
Exons: 9
Coding region: 1054-1569 (171 amino acids)
Molecular function (GO): aldehyde dehydrogenase (NAD+) activity
Source: RefSeq, a predicted model, not a curated record
CAUGCUCACAGCCGAAGUCGCAACCAGCCUAUGGCCGUGAGUCAACCAUGGCCGAAUCAGCCCAUCCUGGUUUAGUCCACCUUGCUUUCCGGUCCUCUCCAUCAUCUGAUGCUACAACAAAACAGUGGUGUGGCAGCAAAAUUUUAACAGCAUUUUAAAAAAAAUGCUGCUAUUGCUAUUGUAGAAACAUGGGCCCAUUUUUUUUUUUUUUUUCAUUUUUUUUUUUUUUUGUCCAUGGUUCCCUUUCUCUCUCUACCCCCACUCCUAAUAGCCGAUCACUUUCUCUCUCUACCCCCGCUCCCCUCUCUCCCUCUCUCUCUCUCUCUCUCUCUCUCUCUCUCUCUCUCUUACUUCUCAUCUACUCUCUCUCUCACACACACAAGUUAAACCUUGUGUAUUGGGGAUGGUGAUGGUGAUGGAUCCGUAGAAAUGAAUCGGAGUUUGAAGGAAUAUCUGAUCGGAGGGAGGUCGCAGCACCGGCGAGGUCUUAAUCUCAACGGAGUGUCCGAGGAUACGGACAAGAACUUGGAUCUUUUCUCUAGGAAUCGCCGGAGUCUCUCCGUUGCUUCGUCCGACGAAUCGGACGUUUCAAUGAAAUUGGGGAGACUUUCAGUUGGAUCAGCGAAACCGUCGAGGAAUGGGAUAGAUGAUAUAUUGUCAUCAACUGACGAAGGGAAGCACGACUACGAUCGAUAAAUUUUGAAUAUUUUCCUUCAUUGAAUUGAUUUAUAUGCUUUUCACUCCUCCUUAAAUCCCAGUUUUUCCUUCAUCGGAUGGAAAUGAGUCUAAAGUCUAAACCAGCCCCAGAAGCUCCAAGAAGGUCUUCCACGGUUAAACCAGACUCUACAGCUAAGACUUCAAGGGGAUCUUCUUUUAAGGAACUUGUUAAAAUGGUUUUAAAGUAUCUUGGGUUGCAGAUCUCUAAUAUGAUGUUUGCUGGGAAAUUGUCAACCCAGUCCAUGCUAGUCCUGAGUUUUCCAGUGUAAGAAGCACCCUAAGUUAAUCGAACUCUUCGGCACAUCAGAAUCUGAAUUUUCCAGUGUCUCUACAUCCAUGAAGGACCUGUGUCAUGAUGUUUUUGGGAUAUCAAAGGAAAAGAAAGAUCCAAGAGCUGUGAAAGGGAACCGAGAAUUGCUAGAUGCAUUGCCUGAGAAAAGAACAUUUGAGGAUGGUGGUUAUUUGUCUGAUGAUGCCAAAGAGGUUGAUUCAGAGCAGUUUGAAAAGAUCCUAAAGUGUAUAAGAUCUGGGAUCGAUAGUGGAGUUACCCUUGAGACUGGAGGUGAGAGAUUUGGUACCAAGGGCUACUAUAUCGCGCCCACGGUUUUCUUUAAUGUUCAGGACAAUAUGUCUAUUUCAAACGAGGAGAUCUUUGGUCCCGUGCAAUCUUUCUUAAAAUACAAGGAUCUUAAUGAUGUGAUACGAAGGGCAAAUGCGUCUCGUGUAUGGGCUGGCUGCAGGGGUAUUUACUCAGAACCUCAGCACCUCAGCACCGCCAACACCUUGAUGCGUGGCUCAUUCUGUUACUUUUGUGAUCUGAUUGUUUCCUUCUUCUAUUUGGGACUUAUUUGAUGCAUAAUUGUUGCUUGUAUUAAUUCGAAUACUAGUUAUUGGUUUCUAAUACGUUAUAUGUUUUAUUUCAGGUUGCUCGUAGAGAAGGAUGAUACUUGGAGGAUAUAUAUGGAGUCUCUCCCCAUUUUUUUUCUUUUUCUUUUUUUAAAUGAUUUGAUGAGACAUUAAAAAUCUUUUAUUUCCCUUGUUAUUGAGACAUAGCUACACUAAUAAAUGCAUUGUAAUCCCUUUUUUCUUUC